Trichoderma asperellum CBS 433.97 is the source of this 1400-nucleotide messenger RNA. RefSeq lists its product as uncharacterized. The record is from RefSeq and is a predicted model, not a curated record. Gene Ontology annotation, molecular function: oxidoreductase activity. Lineage: Eukaryota; Fungi; Ascomycota; Sordariomycetes; Hypocreales; Hypocreaceae.
UGGUUGGUUACAGGGUAGGCAGGCCAUUUGUCAGAAGCCAUUGCCAAGAAGGGCAAUUUCUAAGCACGCAGAGUGGCAUGUAAGUCGGACGAGUUGCUGCUGAUCUCUCCCAAGUCUAAUUCCGAUUAGCCAGAUGACGGAGAGAGCCAAUGAAGGCGGCAAAUGAUCCCGUUUCUGAGGUCAUAAUGAGAACCAAGAGAUGCUCAAUACCAUUUAGGAGACGUCAAAAGGCUAAAUAAGAGCCCUCGUGCUAAAUGAUUGUCGAAUAUGUCCCUCCUCGCUUCCAACUCACCUUUGCCAAUCUUCAGGCUUUGGACCGACAACUCAACCCGCAGAAACUAAUGGCCACCAACGUCCUCGUCCUGGGCGCCGGCGAGCUUGGCCUGGCCGUGCUGGAGGCGCUCGCCAGACACCCCAAGCGCAACCACUGCAGCAUCACCGUCGCGCUGCGCCAGGCCACGCUGGACUCUGCCGCGCCGGACAAGAAGAGGCUGUUACAGCAUAUCAGGGCGCUGGACGUGGGCUUCGAGGCCGCCGACGUGGAGCAGGCCUCUGCAUCGGAGCUCGCCGCCAUCUUUGCCAGAUACGACACGGUUGUGUCCUGCACAGGCAUGGGCUUGCCGGCCGGCACGCAGACCAAGCUGGCCCGGGCCGCGCUCGAGGCCAACGCGGACGCCCGCGUGCGAUACCUGCCGUGGCAGUUUGGCAUGGACUACGACGCCAUCGGCGCGGGCAGCUCGCAGGACCUGUUCGACGAGCAGCUGGGCGUGCGGGCGAUGCUGCGGCAGCAGGACGCCGCGGACUGGACCAUCGUGUCGACGGGCCUCUUCAUGAGCUUCCUCUUCGUGCCCGACUUUGGCGUCGUCGACCUCGCGGCCAGGACGGUGCGCGGCCUCGGCUCGUGGGACACGCGCAUCACGCUGACCACGCCCGAGGACAUUGGCCGGGCGACGGCCGAGGUGGUGCUGGACCCGCGCGGCAUCCGCAACCAGUGCGUCUACGUGGCCGGCGACACGCUCUCGUACGCGCAGGUGGGCGAUCUGCUGGACGGCCGCUUUGGCACGCGGUUCCGGCGCGAGCUUUGGGAUGCCGACGAGCUGGCGAGGCAGAUGCGCGAGAAUCCGGACAGCGCCAUGGUCAAGUACAGGGAUACGUUUGCGCAGGGCAGGGGGGUUGCUUGGGGGCAGGAGAAGACGCUGAACAGGGCGCGGGGGAUGGAGAUGACGGACGUGAAGGCGUAUCUGGAGGCCAUGGAUGCAUCUGUAAUGGACGAAUGAUGAUGAUGGUGGUGACUGUCGUGUAAGUGGUGGUGAUGGCGGCGAGGCUUAUCUACGUGGCUGUUUUGGGGUUAUCAGAUAACACAUGUAUGUGCCUAGAUAAUAGAAACGAAACAAAAACGC